CUGCAUAUGUUAUCUACGAUUAGGCCGCUACAUUACCGAGCGAGCAUCAGCCGCUUCAGUCUUCUUUCUAAUACUGUCGAUAUGGUCGGGGAGCGCUUCGGGUAGCGCGUAGUGUCCAUCGCAAUCGGUAGUGUCUGUCACGAUUGCAACGUGAUAUGUCCUGCAGUCACAGAUUAUAAGCGCGGGUGUGUCGUGACGAAACGUGAGAUCGUGCGUUCGUGCCGUACGCCGUGUCUGAUCGAUGCGGCGCGUCUGUAUUGCAUCAGGCUCGGAGGUCUUCCGUCGGAAUCCCGUGACAUGUCCACGAUGUAGACGUCCGCGAUAGCGGCGACGUUACGACGCGACCAGCCUCGGACUCCUCGGAAGGAUAUUUUCACGUAGCGUGCGCAAAUACGCGACACGUGUCGGGCACGGGACGCCGCGCCUGUUUGAGGAGGAGCAGACCGCGGAAGCCAUACGUCCGUCUCUCUUUCUCUCUCUCUUCCUCACUUUCUCUCUCUCUUCCUCACUUUCUCGUCGUCUGUCCACCUACCCAUCCACCUACCCCCCGGUCUCAUCUUACCCCUUCCUUUCCCUCUUCGGAACGGCACGGUCUUCACAUUCUGCGUCUCUCGCUUUUUUUCUCUCUCUCUUGCCUUCGCCCCCUCCCCGCGUCGCCCUGUGACUGUAAUCCCGUUCCUCCUCAUUCCUACCGCGUACGGCUUGCUGGAACCGGUGUCUUUGGAUUUUUGUGUGUAACCGGUGCACAAGUGGACGCGGCGUGCGAUCAACGAAAGGCGAUUAUAACAAGCGAGAAGCACGAUUGUCGCCAGCGUCGGUGGAUGUUGGUUAUGCGGCACGCUUGAGGAAGCGUGUUCUUGGCAUCAGCCAGAGGGAUUUAGAAAGUGCUUCAGCGACAAAAAAGACUUCAAAAUUCUUCCAAUCAUGCCGAUGGAGUUUUUAGACCGCUUGCCGGUCCCGAACCUUCGGGUGUACACCACCAUAAGCUUCGCCAUACUGUCGUGCUCCAUAUACUAUGCCACUCAAAUAAUCAAGGAUCCUGCUUGGAGAACGAAUCACACACACGUCGAUGUGGGCGCCAACGCUAUAACCGGAGACGACACCGAUCCGAGAAGUUUUGGCACGCAUCUCAAAGAACUCGUAGAAUGCAUGGUGGACGAACCCGUCUGCAUCUGGACUUUAAUCAACAUGGCUUACUGCGUGUUGAUUCUUCUCGGCAAAUCCAUCCAGAAGCUCGUAUUUGGUGAGCUACGUGCUUCGGAGAGGCAACAUCUUAAGGACAAAUUUUGGAAUUUUGUCUUCUACAAAUUCAUUUUCGUUUUUGGCGUUUUAAACGUACAAUACAUGGACGAAGUGGUGCUCUGGUGGGCAUGGUUCACGGCGCUCGGUUUUCUCAGCCUCCUCAGCCAACUCUGCAAGGAUCGAUUUGAAUAUCUGUCCUUUUCGCCCACCACACCAGGAUGGAGUCACGCACGGCUUCUCGGAUUGUUGGCGGCAAUUCUUGCGCUAUCUUCCUUCAUGCUUUUAUUAUGCACCGCUGCAGCCUUCUUCUUCAUAUCUUUCAAUACCUUCGCUUUUAUGGCAGCUGAGUGCAUCUUGCUCGCAGUGCGUACGAUCCAUGUCAUGCUACGCUACGUGAUUCAUCUAUAUGAUACGCGUGGCGCCGGCACUUCGGCGCAACGCUCUUGGGACAAACGCGGUCCCUUGACCUACUACACGGAUUUGACUUCAGAAUUGAUUGUGCUGGCGGUCGACUUUCUUCAUCACGUUCACAUGCUUCUGUGGAGUAACAUCUUUCUGAGUAUGGCAUCGCUAGUGAUUUGCAUGCAACUGAGAUACCUGUUCUAUGAGAUACAACGGAGAAUCACGAAGCAUAGGAACUAUUUAGCCGUACUAAAUCAUAUGGAGCAAAAUUAUCCAAUGGCAUCGCAAGAUGAGUUAGCGGAGAACUCUGAUAACUGCGCGAUAUGCUGGGAGAAGAUGGAAAGCGCUCGUAAAUUGCCAUGCGCGCACUUGUUCCAUAAUUCGUGCUUGCAAUCCUGGUUAGAACAGGACACGUCCUGUCCCACUUGCCGAUUGGCCUUGAGUAUGCAAGCGAAUCAUAGAGAGAGCACUCCGGAGAUGCCACCGGAACCACAGACUCCCACGAGAAGAAAUGGUAAUCAUUUCUUCCUCUUUCUCGAUGGAUCGAGAUAUGUGUCUUGGUUGCCCAGCUUUUCCGUCGAGGUCUCGCACAACAGAUUGCGCGGAAACAUCUCCACAUUGGCACACACUAAUUCUCAAAUGGAUGCUAUGGCGAGACAGGUUCAGCAACUUUUUCCUCAUUAUCCUCGCAAUGUGAUUUUGGAAGAUCUUAGAAUGACCCGGUCAGUCGAGUGGACAGUGGAGAAUAUACUCGACGGAGUAUUAACUAUACCACACCACUUGAUCGAAGAACCACAAGCAGAGUCCGUCCCGCAAACGCAAACGACCAUGAUGAACAUUAUGCCCAGUUCUUCGAUCCAAAAUUCGCCAGAUCCCAGAUUUGAUAUCCCAUUUGCCGACAGCGGAGAAGAGCCCUCGAGUCUUGGUGGGCGUUUCUCGAAAUCAUCUGCCGAAAGAGAACUCAUACUCCAACGGCGAAAAGAGCAUAUGCGAUUAACAGCACGCAGAAGGUAUUUAGAGAAGUAUCGUAAAACCGAGAUUGAUUCGGCAAAUUUGCAGAACACGGAACAGAUUACAUCCUAGAUGUAAAGCAGAAGUCAGACCUGUUGAUAUGAUUUCGAAUAUAGAUCGCAGAGCUUCAUAGCUGUGCUGUCGUUGGUGAGUUGCGUAUUUUUUUUUGUGUUUUUUUUCCGAAUACAAGAUAAGAUCGCGGGCAACGUAUGUACUCUUUGCUGAUGACUGAUCAUUAAAUACAGCAAGAGCAUAUCCGAGAGAUCUCUUUGUGUAUUUAACAGUUAGUGCUCGUAAUUGGUAACGACAAAUUGAGAUCAUAGUCGAGAGAUUAGACGCGAUAACUUUGCUAAGAUUAUCGAGAGGUUGUGAAACGAUAUACUCAUGAUCGAUUAUUAGCAUAUUGAGCCAAUCACUCAAUGCCAUAGAAUAGAAUGAGAGCUACAAUGAGUCGACUAGAUGAUAGUCGAAGAUGGAGUUAAGAUUUUUAUGCAAUCUUACUUAAAUAUCAUGCCGGUAAUAAAACUUAUGAAAUGCCUACAGUGGUGUAAUAUAUGCGCUUUGGAAAAUUCAUUAUUUGAGGAUACAAAUUAAUUACAUCGGACUUUGAUAAAAUCUAUAAAUUGCAUUGUCACCUACUUUACAAGUAAAUUAGAAUAUUUAUUUUAGAGCAUUUUAUUUCUCUACGAUAUCUUAUGUGAUUUGAAAAAUGAUGACCGUGAAACGAUCUCUGAAAUUGACGAUUUUUAAAUAGAUCGGAGUAUUCUGACUGUAAUAUUUAUACCAAAAUUAAUUUAAGAAUGUAUUCGGUGCUUCUUUUAACUUAACAUAUUUAGUGCCAUAAAUGAAUUGAGAAGUGACAACGUGCCAAUUCAAUGAGCAUAGAUCCAUUUAUGCUCAUCAGAGCUUUAAUAGCUGAAAAAGUAAAAGAAAGAAUUGCACGAGUAAAAAAAUAUAUAUAUAUUGACUUGUAACACGCAGUGAUCAAUGAUUCAUCCGUAAGAAAAAUAUAAAAUGCAAGAUUUUUGGUUCCGCGAUGCAACGCAGCCAUUCUAAAGAUACAUUCUGGUAUAUAAGAACAUAUUUGUAUAAUGUUCAAUCAAGUUGGAUUUCUGAGAUAUUUUUCAUAUUUCAUUAUGAAUAUAUUCCAUUACAAAAAAAUAAACUAAAAUAGAAAGUUUUUUAAUCUGUCAAAUAUUUCGGACAAAACAUAGAUAUAUUUAUGUUUCAGAAUUGUAUCUGUUUUUUUAUGUUAAGGUACAUGUUUAGUUGCUACAUUUGAAUCUUAGAUUGCUGAUUGUAUCUUGUAAAAAAAGAAAAAAAAAAAAUAAAAAAAAAUAAACUUGUUUCGCACAAACGCGAAAAUUAUAGUAACAAGUUGUAAAUCUUGUAUAGAACACAGUUUCGUAUGUAACGAGCGGGUUUGGAAGUUUGUGAGAUUUAGAAAUGAAUCUUCUCAGAACAUUUAAUAUAUAAUAUCGAAUAUUAAAGUUAAUAUAGUUUCAUAGAGUUCUGAAUAUUAGAUAUGCGAUAAUAAUCUUUGUGUUUAUUGAUGUAUGAGCAAAACGUAACCAAUCGAUACAAAAUCCUUUAUUGCAUAUUUAUAAUAUUAGAAUAAAAAAUAAAAAUUAUAUCUAUUUUAAUCGUUAUUUUUUGCGAUAUGAUAUCCAUCACAUGCUAUGUUCAGUUAAAAUUAUAUUGUCUUGUAUAAAUAACAUUAAUCACAAAAAAAAGAGAGAUAUGUUAAAUGAAGUGAUUGGUCUCUGAGAAAAUCUAUUGUAAAACCUCACGAACUUCCGGGCUCUAAUUAUGAGUAAAUUCUUAUUAUACUUGGACAUGUAGUUACUCUUAAUUAUUAACCUAUUUAUACAUACCAUAUUAUUUAAUCUAAAUCCUAAUAAGUUUGAUGAAGUAUAUUUUUAUAUUUUAAUGGUCCAUUUUAUUUAUUUUCAUAAUAAUACAACUUAUGUAUUUUGUUAGUAAUAACAAUACAGCUUCCUAGCUUGAUUAUGUGAUAAAAUUUGAUACGUUUACUUAUAUUUACACACAUACACACACACGACACCACACCACACCACACCACACCACACCACACCACACCACACCACACAUACAUAUAUGUACUCGUAUAUAUUUGCAGAUAAAUAUGUACAGGGUAUUCCCAACCCACAACUUGCGAUCAUAAUGUGAGACACCCUGUAUAUUUGUAUGAUAUUCAUACAUUGUAAAAGAAUUAGAUUCAUGCAAAUGUCCGCAUCUAACAGAUGACGAGAACCUAUUUCAGUAACGACACCGACAUCCAUCGCUGUGCUAAAACUUUAUUCAACAUUCAUCAAGCUAUUUAUUUGAUCGACUUUUAAGUUGCGCAUAAAUAGGAAAUAAGUGAUAAACCAUUGUAAGGCAAUAUUCAUUUCAGGCGAUCUUCUGCAUAUGGCAUGUCUCCACAUACGAAAUUUACUAUUUCUAUUAUAACUCUCUUAUAAUAUUGUGUUAAUCAUAGUUAUACUUCGAAAUAUUUAAAUUACUUUUUUUGUUUUAUAGAAAAAUCUAGCGUUUAUAUAUAUUGAAACAAAAAAAUUAAAUUUAUCUUAAUCCUCGUUAAUUGCCUAUGUGUGUAAAUAACAUAUGUGUGUAUAAAAAUGAGUAUUUUCAUAAAUGAAAGAGCUUUAAAUUAUAUUGUUUCUGAGAUAAUAUCCCGUUUGUUUAGCGUGUUAAAAACAGUAUAAUAAUGCUUUUCUAAAUCUCUUGAAGCUAUACCUUUCAUAGUAUAAGUUUUUCCUUAGGACCUUUGUAAAUAUGAGCAUGAGGUGUCCUGUUUCUCUUCUAUCAUAGUAAUAUAAUAUCUAUCCCCUAUUUGGAAUUGUACAACCAGUAAUAUAAAUAAAAUGUAUUAUAGAUUGUUGUAGUUA
Messenger RNA from Linepithema humile (Argentine ant), 5564 nucleotides. RefSeq names its product E3 ubiquitin-protein ligase AMFR. Gene Ontology annotation, molecular function: ubiquitin protein ligase activity; ubiquitin binding. Gene Ontology annotation, cellular component: cytosol; ubiquitin ligase complex; endoplasmic reticulum. The record is from RefSeq and is a predicted model, not a curated record. Gene Ontology annotation, biological process: protein K48-linked ubiquitination; ubiquitin-dependent protein catabolic process; endoplasmic reticulum unfolded protein response. Lineage: Eukaryota; Metazoa; Arthropoda; Insecta; Hymenoptera; Formicidae.